AUGGUCAUCUACCCUGGCCACACACCGGGUCAUCUACCCUGGCCGCCCACCACCGGGUCAUCUACCGUGGCCGCCCACCACCGAGUCAUCUACCCUGGCCGCCCACCACCGGGUCAUCUACCCUGGCCGCCCACCACCGGGUCAUCUACCGUGGCCGCCCACCACCGGGUCAUCUACCCUGGCCGCCCACCACCGGGUCAUCUACCGUGGCCGCCCACCACCGGGUCAUCUACCCUGGCCGCCCACCACAGGGUCAUCUACCGUGGCCGCCCAACCACCGGGUCAUCUACCCUGGCCGCCCCCCACCGGGUCAUCUACCCUGGCCGCCCACCACCGGGUCAUCUACCCUGGCCGCCCACCACCGAGUCAUCUACCCUGGCCGCCCACCACCGGGUCAUCUACCCUGGCCGCCCACCACCGGGUCAUCUACCGUGGCCGCCCACCACCGGGUCAUCUACCCUGGCCGCCCACCACCGGGUCAUCUACCCUGGCCGCCCACCACCGGGUCAUCUACCCUGGCCGCCCACCACCGGGUCAUCUACCGUGGCCGCCCACCACCGGGUCAUCUACCCUGGCCGCCCACCACCGGGUCAUCUACCGUGGCCGCCCACCACCGGGUCAUCUACCCUGGCCGCCCCACCACCGGGUCAUCUACCCUGGCCGCCCACCACCGGGUCAUCUACCCUGGCCGCCCACCACCGGGUCAUCUACCUGGCCGCCCACCACCGGGUCAUCUACCGUGGCCGCCCACCUCCGGGUUAG
Molecule: messenger RNA, 762 nt
Organism: Procambarus clarkii (red swamp crayfish)
Lineage: Eukaryota; Metazoa; Arthropoda; Malacostraca; Decapoda; Cambaridae
Source: RefSeq, a predicted model, not a curated record